AAUAAAAACAUGCCUCCCAUUGCCCAGGAAGGCAAUUGCCUUAUCUACCGUGGAAGUAAUUUCUUCAAACAACGUCUAAUACUUGCGGUAUUGAGUGGAAAACCUGUGAAAAUCACACAAAUUCGAUCUGACGACGAAGCCAACCCGGGAUUGCGUGAAUAUGAGAUUGGUCUCAUCCGUCUGUUGGAUAAAUUGACAAAUGGUACAAAAAUUGAAUUGAAUCCUGCCGGUACCUCGGUGAUGUUUGUACCCGGUCUACUACAUGGUGGACAAUUGCAUCAUGACUGUAGCUGUCAACGUAGUAUUGGCUAUUAUUUGGAUGUACUGAUUGCUUUGGGACCAUUUUGCAAGGUACCCCUCAACGUGACAUUGCGUGGCAUUACGAAUAGCAAAGAUUCGCCGUCAGUGGAUCACAUUAAAGGUGCAGCUAUAUCGGUGCUGAAACGUUUCUUGAUUGUUGAUGAAGGCCUCGAAUUGAAAGUGGUAAAGAGAGGUGUCGCCCCCUUGGGUGGUGGUGAAGUUCUAUUCAAAUGUCCAGUACGUAAAACCCUGCGAUCUAUACAAUUCCUCCAACAAGGAAUGGUAAAACGUAUACGAGGUACUGUCUAUGCCUGUAAAGUGUCACCGGCCAUGGCCAAUCGUACUGUGGAAGCAGCAAAGGGUGUUAUGCUGAAAUUCUUACCGGAUGUUUAUAUUUAUACCGAUCAAAAUCGUGGUAAAAUGUCUGGAAAUUCACCGGGAUUUGGUAUAUGUCUACAUGCUGAGACCACUGAUGGUGUGGUCUUUGCAGCCGAAGUAAAUUCCCAUACAAAAGAUGAAGCGGGAGAAAAAGAUCCCUCAGUGCCGGAAGAUAUGGGCAAGGAGGCGGCACUACGUUUACUCGAUGAAAUCUAUCGUGGUGGUUGUGUAGAUUCUGCCUAUCAAUGGCUUGUGGCGUUAUUUAUGACAUUGGGUCAGAAAAAUGUGUCGAAGUUUAUGACGGGUCCAUUGUCUGCAUACACCGUUCACUUUUUACAACAUUUAAGAGACUUCUUUUCAAUUACCUUUAAAUUGGAGAAUCCUGAAACCGAAGAUGAUGACGAUUCUGUUGCUGGUGCCCAAAAGGUACUGAUGACAUGUGUGGGAAUUGGUUAUACAAAUAUUAGCAAACGAGUUAUAUAAAAUUAAAUUAAUUGUUCCAAUUGUUAAAC
Molecule: messenger RNA, 1190 nt
Organism: Musca vetustissima
Lineage: Eukaryota; Metazoa; Arthropoda; Insecta; Diptera; Muscidae
Gene: Rtc1
Product: probable RNA 3'-terminal phosphate cyclase-like protein
Exons: 2
Coding region: 10-1161 (383 amino acids)
Biological process (GO): ribosome biogenesis; endonucleolytic cleavage of tricistronic rRNA transcript (SSU-rRNA, 5.8S rRNA, LSU-rRNA)
Cellular component (GO): nucleolus
Molecular function (GO): RNA endonuclease activity
Source: RefSeq, a predicted model, not a curated record